CUAUCUUUGCUCAGAUUGUCUGACUGUCUAAUUUUUAUUUUUAUUUUUUUAUCCAGGUACAACAGUGCUAAAUAUAGUAACUGUAGGAGAAAAUUCUGACAGAGUAAUCGCUUUGUAUAAAGCUACUAUUGAGCAAUUCCAGAGUAUGGAAGGCUUGUAUUUUGCUAAAAGUUGUGUUUUCAUUGAUGAAGCCGGUUUUAACCUGCAUACUCAGAGAAAAUUUGGACGUUCUUUAAAAGGUAAAUCUGCAAAAGGUGUUACAUUUACAAUUUUAGCUGCAAUAUCUCAAGCUGGCACCAUAGACAUAUCAGUUAAAAAACCAGAAGUAACCUCAGCGAAAAAAAGAAAGGCUGAUGGUAGGGAAGUAAAGGUAAAUGCACGAAGGGCCAUUAUAUUGUUAUGGAUAAUGCACCUAUUCAUAAGCCCAAAGUGAUUAGAAGAGUGAUUAAAGAAAGAAGCUACAAAUGCCUGUACUUACCAUCCUGUUCACCCUUUUUAAAUCCAAUCGAG
This is a messenger RNA of Rhizopus microsporus ATCC 52813, 510 nucleotides long. RefSeq lists its product as uncharacterized. The record is from RefSeq and is a predicted model, not a curated record. NCBI's taxonomy places the organism in Eukaryota, Fungi, Mucoromycota, Mucoromycetes, Mucorales, Rhizopodaceae. The transcript has 2 exons. Bases 146 to 433 code for a protein of 95 amino acids.